Messenger RNA from Cuculus canorus (common cuckoo), 4468 nucleotides. It is a transcript of the gene PDP1, whose product is annotated as pyruvate dehydrogenase phosphatase catalytic subunit 1. Lineage: Eukaryota; Metazoa; Chordata; Aves; Cuculiformes; Cuculidae. The transcript is spliced from 2 exons. The record is from RefSeq and is a predicted model, not a curated record. Gene Ontology annotation, biological process: protein dephosphorylation. Gene Ontology annotation, molecular function: protein serine/threonine phosphatase activity; cation binding. Bases 120 to 1832 code for a protein of 570 amino acids.
GCGGGCGUGUGUGCGUGUCUCCUCUUCUCUGUCGUCCUUCUCCGCGUCGGAGCGCUCCGUCCUCUCUAACAAACUCUCUGCCUUGCUUCUCCCCCGCCCCGUGGGCUUCUGCUUUGUGGAUGUUGGCGGCUUCUUGUUGUGACAGGAGGAUGUGUGUGUGCCCCGGGCCCAGGCGCAUCGCAAUUCCAGUCCGAAGCUCCAGGCUGCCAUUGUUGUCUGAUGCCAUGCCAGCACCAGCUCAUCUGUUUCCGUUGAUUCGUAACUGUGAGAUUAGCAGAAUAUGCAGUACUGUGUGUUACUGCCAUCAUAAACAUCUGUGUUGUUUAUCAUCUCAUUUUGCUCACAGUCACUUCAGAUAUGCACCUCAGAAGAAAUUUGCAGCACUUUGUAGGCCAAAGGAGAACUUUAAUCGCUUUAUUCACACGAGGGAUUACGCUUCUACGCCACAGAGAUUUUACCUCACUCCUCCGCAGGUCAACAGCAUUCUGAAGGCAAAUGAAUACAGUUUCAAAGUCCCAGAAUUUGAUGGUAAAAAUGUAAGUUCUGUGCUUGGCUUUGAUAGCAACCAGUUGCCUGCUAAUGCUCCGAUAGAAGACCGAAGGAGUGCUGCGACUUGCUUACAGACAAGAGGGAUGCUGCUGGGUGUGUUUGAUGGCCACGCAGGUUGUGCUUGUGCUCAAGCUGUCAGCGAAAGAUUGUUUUACUACAUUGCUGUCUCUUUGUUACCUCAUGAGACUUUACUUGAGAUAGAAAAUGCUGUGGAAAGUGGCAGAGCUCUGUUGCCUAUUUUGCAGUGGCACAAGCAUCCCAAUGAUUAUUUUAGCAAAGAAGCUUCCAAGCUUUACUUCAAUAGUCUAAGAACGUACUGGCAGGAGCUCAUUGAUCUCAACAGUGGAGAGACUACUGAUGUGAAAGAAGCCUUAAUUAAUGCUUUUAAGAGGCUUGAUAAUGAUAUUUCUUUGGAAGCUCAAGUAGGAGAUCCAAAUUCAUUUCUCAACUACCUAGUACUGCGAGUAGCGUUUUCUGGUGCAACUGCCUGUGUGGCCCAUGUGGAUGGUGUUGAUUUGCAUAUUGCAAACACAGGUGACAGUAGGGCAAUGCUUGGAGUUCAGGAAGAAGAUGGGUCUUGGUCUGCAGUUAAUUUGUCCUAUGACCACAAUGCACAAAAUGAGCAUGAAGUGAAACGUGUGAAAAUGGAGCAUCCAAAGUCUGAAGAGAAAAGUCUCGUGAAACAAGAUCGUCUGUUAGGCCUCCUGAUGCCUUUCAGAGCUUUUGGUGAUGUGAAGUUUAAAUGGAGUAUUGAACUACAGAAGAGAGUAGUAGAAUCGGGUCCAGAUCAGCUGAAUGACAAUGAAUAUACAAAGUUUAUUCCUCCAAACUAUCACACUCCCCCUUACCUCACAGCUGAGCCAGAAGUCAUAUAUCACAGAUUACGGCCACAGGAUAAGUUCCUCGUUUUGGCCACAGAUGGGCUGUGGGAGACUAUGCACAGGCAAGAUGUGGCUAGAAUUGUAGGAGAGUACCUCACUGGUGUUCACCACCAGCAGCCUAUAGCUGUUGGUGGCUAUAAGGUAACUUUGGGACAGAUGCAUGGUCUCUUGGCAGAAAGGAGAGCAAGAAUCUCUUCGGUAUUUGAAGAUCAGAAUGCAGCAACUCACCUGAUACGUCAUGCAGUGGGUAACAAUGAGUUUGGCACUGUGGAUCAUGAGCGACUAUCCAAGAUGCUUAGUCUUCCAGAAGAGCUGGCUCGAAUGUAUAGAGAUGACAUUACAAUUAUCGUGGUGCAGUUCAACUCACAUGUUAUAGGUGCAUGUCAAAAUGAGGAACUGUGAAUAUAGUGAACUAGUUACCAAAGUUUUAGCAAUGGCCAGUAUGAGCAGCAAAUAAAAAAUAACCACCCAACAAGAAAAACCCGAAAAACCUCUUGGCAAACAAAUCAAUUGCUUGUUAGAUUCAACAUAUCUAUUGUUCCUGACUUCCCCCACAUGUCUAAAUAAAUGGGAAGUGCUGUUGACCUAAUACAAUCUUGAAGAUGAUGUGAGAGCUUGGAAAAAGAGGUUUUUUUAAUAACUUUGCACUAUUAAUUUAAUGAAUGCUGCUAGAACAAUGUCUUGAAUUUUAUAGACUUGGAUGAGGGAGGGAAGGAAGACAGAGAAUUACCUGUCGGAGAUCUGGCUGUUCAAGGAAUGAAGCCUGUUUAUAAAUACCUGUAAAUAUCUUGAUAUCUUAAAAGAUGAGUAAAAAGGAGUAUUGUUCUUGCAAGAAUUAGCCCUGUAAAGUAGAUAAGGUUGUUUGUGAAUAGACUGUCUACUGUUUCUUCUAGGCAGAAGGUCACUUUAAGCAAGUCUUCAGAGAAAAAAAGUUGUCCCACUUUAAUAUAGACAAUGUCAUUCACUUAAGGAUAUUUGUCUAAGUGUUAACUUUCAGUGCAGGUCUAAGCCAUAAUCAAUACCUGAGAUUCUGUAACAGCUUAAUCACAUUUUAUGCAUGGUAACUUCUAAACUUCUUGUGCAUUAAUAGUUUCGUGGCUGUGGGUUUCUGCACAACUUGUAGGGCAAUAAUACAUUACAACAUGCAGUAGGGUAGCAGAUAACUUUGUGGAGGACUUCAGUUUGUGGUAUGAAGAAGCUUUCUGACUUUCUGAAAAGUCAGCGUUGGUCAUGUCCUCCACAGACUCCGCCUCUGUCAGACAUUAAUUACCUGAAAUUGUCACCUGAAAAGAUCAGGAAAUCAUUACUCACCUGUUUGUGGAUUUGUAAUUUGCACUCAUUUUCACUUCAGCUGUUUCAAGUGGUCAUAUAUUGGAUGUCUUGGAUUUGAAGUCAUAUUUGUAAGUUGGGCUAAAAACUACAAAUUAUGUAAAAUUGAAGUAUGGCUUGUAAAUAGUGCUAUAGUUGGGAAGCUAAUUGGCAUGCAUGUCUAUGUUUAAUGGCUUUUUCUAGCAACUUUUUUAUUAGCAGCUCUGUAGUCUUGGAUAGCUGGUGUAUGCGUGUUCUUACAGUACUGAAUGCUGUCAGAGGAAAAUCUCUGAAAUGGGUCUCUGGUUUCUAAUGGUUGAAUUUGAACCGAAGAUUGGCUGUGACUCGUGCCUGAAGUUGUUGGGCUGUAACUGUAAGAAGUAGGGACUGACCAAUUUAUUGGUCAUCAUUGCAUCUAUUUAAGGUACAUUGCAUUGUAUAAAGAUAUAUUUUAACCUGCCCUUAGGUUAAAAACUCAAAUGCUGGCUGAAAUACCAGCCCUUGAUGACUGAGAGAAUUUAUGUAACUUGAUUCCUAUGUUCUGGAGAACAAUAAUAGGUCAGCAUAUUUCACUUUAUCAAGAUGUUUCAGUUAAAAUACCUCCCUAGCCUUCAUGAUAGCUAAUUAAAUCAACACUUCAAAAACCUUGCUUAUUUUGGUUGAGUAAUGCAGCAUUUCUGCUAAAUACAAAUACUGCUAAAUAGUGCUACUGUUCCAUAGGGUACAUUUGAUUUGAAUGAUGAACCUGUGUUAUAGUAAACAUUGGCUCCUCAAGCUCAGAAAUGCUAUGUGUCCUGCAGCUUCGAUAUGUCUAUUUCUUUACCCAGCCUUAAAUAUCAGAAUCGGUGUUGCUGUGAAGUUAAUAUCUAAAUUCACAUUCAAGAUGCACACAACCCUUCUUUCUUUGAAGGGAAAAGGGGAACUCUAAAAUGCUUAGACAAGUACUGGCUGUUGAUGUUGCUUCUGUAUGUUGUGUUUUGGUGACUGUCAUUACCUAGGUCAAAAGAUUUCAUGUUCUGUCAUUCAAAUACAGUAUGUAUCUAAGCUGUUGCAGUAUUUAACUUUCUUACUUUUUUUACAGUUAAAGCACUAUUACAUGUAUUGAUCUAUUUAACCAAUGAUUAUUGAUAUGGAUUUGGUACAAGUCAUAGCUAGAAGAAUGAACAUUUGUUCCAUGGAUACAACUUUAAUUGAAGAAAAGCUGCUUUUAGUAGUAAAGAUGCAUAUGUAUGGGGUCAGACAAAAUGUUUAUGUAUUGCUUGGAGACUUGCUCAAUAUGUAUGCAGUGAACAGAACGAGCAUAACUGCCUGCUGAACAGGUGGUCUGAACAAACAUCUUUUAACAGAUUUCAAUAAAAUGAUCAAUUAUGCAGAAAUCCAUGUGUUUUGGAUUGAUAUAGAAUGGGAUAGCUAUUCUCUGAGGUCUGAAGCUUAUGGAUUACUUGUAUUUCAAGAAUGUGUUCUUGUGUGUAGUCCCUCAUAUGAAUAGACCAGAUGGCCAAACAGAGGGAAGUAUAAAUGGAAACAGACCGAGAACUGGACUUUAUAGUGCUUAAAUGCCACUGUGAGGCUUGAACCCCUGCAUCGGGCAUGGUUGUGCUGCCGCCCCCUGGCAGCAAAGCUCAAAUGUUUGUCAGUAUCACUGCAUGUCUCGGUUCCCAUCAUCUCAUGAUUACCUUCAUGGGCACUGCUGCAAUCAAAGCAGCGUCAUUUGAGGUUGUUAUAUUGUG